AUGACUAGGACCCAACUCAGCCUAGUCAUGGCACAUGGGCAGCCACCACUAGUGAUUAAAGAGUUACCAAAUUUAAACACAAAUCAAUUUCUAAAUGCAACGUAGGCUAAGGCCAUUCAAGCAACUCAUAGGAGACUUCUAUUUGUAGAGGCAGCAGCAAUCAACACCAUCACAACCAGGGUGUUGGUGGACUCAAAGGCCACUCACAACUUUCUAUCUAAAAGAGAAGUUAGUUGCCUCAGACUAAGAUUGGUUCAAAUCAACAAUAGGAUCAAGGUUGUCAACUCAAAACCCCAAGCAUCCGUUGGGUUAGCCCCACAAGUGAGAACUUAGAUGGGCAUAUGAGAAGACAAGUUAGAUUUUUUAGUCCUAUGGAUGGACAACUUUGAUGUCAUGUUAGGCACAGACUUUGUGGUCAAGGCGAAUGUAAUGAUCUUUCUUCACUACAAUUGA
This is a messenger RNA of Spirodela intermedia, 453 nucleotides long. The record is from the annotation of a GenBank genome assembly. NCBI's taxonomy places the organism in Eukaryota, Viridiplantae, Streptophyta, Magnoliopsida, Alismatales, Araceae.